GAGGAGGGCCCGGGCGCGGGGCCCGGCGCGUGCAGCCUGCACCUCAGCGAGCGCGCCGACUGGCAGUACUCGCAGCGCGAGCUGGACGCUGUGGAGGUCUUCUUCUCGCGCACCGCCCGGGACAACCGACUCGGCUGCAUGUUCGUGCGCUGCGCGCCCUCCAGCCGCUACACGCUGCUGUUCUCGCACGGCAACGCCGUGGACCUGGGCCAGAUGUGCAGCUUCUACAUCGGCCUCGGCUCGCGCAUCAACUGCAACAUCUUUUCCUACGACUACUCGGGCUACGGCGUCAGCUCGGGCAAGCCUUCCGAGAAGAAUCUCUAUGCCGACAUCGACGCCGCGUGGCAAGCGCUGCGCACCCGGUACGGCGUAAGCCCUGAGAACAUUAUCCUGUAUGGUCAGAGUAUUGGGACUGUCCCCACGGUAGAUUUGGCCUCACGGUACGAGUGUGCAGCAGUCAUUCUCCACUCCCCUCUCAUGUCUGGUUUACGAGUAGCCUUUCCGGACACCAGAAAGACAUACUGCUUUGAUGCUUUCCCCAGCAUUGACAAGAUAUCUAAAGUCACCUCUCCCGUAUUGGUCAUUCACGGUACAGAGGAUGAGGUCAUCGAUUUCUCCCAUGGCCUAGCCAUGUACGAGCGCUGCCCUAGAGCCGUGGAGCCCCUCUGGGUGGAAGGGGCUGGGCAUAAUGACAUAGAGCUUUAUGCACAAUACUUAGAAAGGCUAAAACAGUUCAUAUCUCAUGAGCUUCCUAAUUCUUGAAGAAGACAACUUGAUUUUACCUCAUUUACUGUGAACAGAAGAGUCCUCUGUUUUGCACAUGCUUUAACUGGAUCGCCAGAACAACUUGAUAACCAUGAAGAAGUGCCCAACCUUUAGGGUGUUCCAAUCAAAGAGCUGAUGACAUCUCAGCCUUUUGUGUCUAGAGGUUGUUCUACUAAUUUACACAGCAUGUUAAACUGAACAGGUGCCAUCUCCAGCUUCCUUUCCUUGCAGUGAUGGAGGUGAGAGCUGAAUGUGAGACGGCUUUCUUGUGCUCAUAUCCAUGUUCUCCUCCCUCCCAUCAUUGAUGCUUCAUUCAGGCA
This is a messenger RNA of Orycteropus afer afer, 1085 nucleotides long. RefSeq names its product abhydrolase domain containing 17C, depalmitoylase (gene ABHD17C). Gene Ontology annotation, biological process: protein depalmitoylation. NCBI's taxonomy places the organism in Eukaryota, Metazoa, Chordata, Mammalia, Tubulidentata, Orycteropodidae. Gene Ontology annotation, molecular function: palmitoyl-(protein) hydrolase activity. Gene Ontology annotation, cellular component: endosome membrane; plasma membrane. The record is from RefSeq and is a predicted model, not a curated record.